Messenger RNA from Acanthisitta chloris (rifleman), 1406 nucleotides. It is a transcript of the gene SPRYD7, whose product is annotated as SPRY domain containing 7. Gene Ontology annotation, molecular function: protein binding. Lineage: Eukaryota; Metazoa; Chordata; Aves; Passeriformes; Acanthisittidae. The transcript is spliced from 4 exons. The record is from RefSeq and is a predicted model, not a curated record. The annotation marks the transcript as partial.
GAACAGAUGUCGUCAUUGUGAAAAAUGGCAGAAGAAUAUGUGGCACAGGAGGCUGCUUAGCCAAUGCACCUUUGCAUCAGAACAAGAGCUAUUUCGAGUUUAAAAUUCAGUCCACAGGGAUUUGGGGUAUUGGUGUUGCGACCCAGAAAGCAAACUUGAAUCAAAUUCCACUUGGUCAAGAUUUCCACAGUCUGGUGAUGAGAAAUGAUGGAGCUCUCUACUAUAACAAUGAGGAGAAAAACAGGCUACCAGCAAACAGCCUUCCUCAGGAGGGUGAUGUGGUGGGCAUUACAUAUGACCAUGUAGAAUUAAAUGUAUAUUUAAAUGGAAAGAACAUGCAUUGUCCAGCUUCGGGAAUCAGAGGGACUGUCUACCCAGUGGUCUAUGUUGAUGACAGUGCCAUUCUGGAUUGUCAGUUCAGUGAAUUUUAUCACACACCACCACCAGGGUUUGAAAAGAUCCUCUUUGAGCAGCAGAUCUUCUGAAUGUCUUCAUACUGGAAAUUUGCACCCUGCACUGUUACAAAAGCUUUGUCAUCUUGAAGCUUCACUUUACUUUUAGGAAACAUAUCUGUAUUUUUAGUAAGUACUUGUGACUUUUGUCUGCAGAAUAAAUGUUAACUGGAACACCAGGUAACUGUUGCAAAUACAAGUUUUCUGGCAAUGUUUUGUGAUUGAAAAUGAGUGUUUGGGUCAAGGUUUUUCUCCUAUUCAUACUUGAUGCAUAAGGUGACUAAGGGAUAUUACUGUCAUCAGUAUUACAUUCAGUAUUUUGAAUAAAUUGGAGCUCUGUAAGGCAAAUAAUUCUUAUGCAUAUGAUAGCUAUGGAGAUGGAUGGUUCUCAUGAUUUUUUUCCCCCCAGUGUUUUUCACAGAGAAGUGAUGUACUCUGUUCAAAGGACAGACUGUGUUCCUAGUCUGUGUUUUGGAGUUGCAGUGUCUGAGUUGUGCACAAUGACUAAUAAUACGAUGGCAUAACUAGCAGCUGGACACUUUUGCUUCGCAAGGUAUAUUUCAAUCCAUUCCCUCAAUCUCAGACCAGCAAAUACAGCUUAAUCUAGUUCUUCUAGCUUUUCAUUUGCUUUUAUUGUGACAAAAAAAUAAAAUAGAGUACUUUCUAGAAAUACUUUUUUGUUGAGCCUUGAAAAGUAAACCUGAACGCUACCUGUGUUUUCUGAGGACCACUGUGCUGUGUUACUCUGUUUGGAGAGUAAGUACAGACCACUCAGCUUGGGUAUGCAAAAGGCCAGAUGAAGAGUAUGAGAUGUUAUGGUGAAGCCUUACAUCUAAACUGUAAAUUAGUUUAUUCUCUUAUGGAAUAGCAUAUUUAUUUUCUUUGUGAAUCAUUUAUAAAUAGCUAAGACAUUGUUCUAAAAUGUGAUGUCCUUGAAUAUACAUUGUGAGACGC